This is a messenger RNA of Coregonus clupeaformis (lake whitefish), 2371 nucleotides long. RefSeq names its product tryptophanyl tRNA synthetase 2, mitochondrial (gene wars2). NCBI's taxonomy places the organism in Eukaryota, Metazoa, Chordata, Actinopteri, Salmoniformes, Salmonidae. Gene Ontology annotation, biological process: mitochondrial tryptophanyl-tRNA aminoacylation. The record is from RefSeq and is a predicted model, not a curated record. Gene Ontology annotation, cellular component: mitochondrial matrix; mitochondrion. Gene Ontology annotation, molecular function: tryptophan-tRNA ligase activity; ATP binding.
AUGAAGAGUCAACAGAAGAAUGAGGGGAGUGUGGGGCUGUACACAUACCCCGUCCUGCAGGCUGCAGAUAUUCUCCUCUACAAGUCCACUCACGUCCCAGUAGGAGAAGAUCAGGUACAACAUCUGGAGCUGGCUCAGGACCUGGCCCGCAUCUUCAACAACACAUACGGAGACUUCUUCCCUGAACCACGUGCUCUGCUCAGCUCCACGCGGAAGGUAAAAUCCCUCCGUGACCCCUCCUCCAAGAUGUCCAAAUCAGACCCCCAGAAGAUGGCCACUGUCAACCUCACCGACUCUCCCGACGACAUCGUCCUCAAGAUCCGCCGCGCCGUCACAGACUUCACCUCUGAGGUGACCUUUGACCCUGAGGCUCGUCCAGGCGUGUCCAACCUGGUUCUGAUGCAUGCGGCGGUGGUGGGGUGCACGGUAGAGGAGGUGGUAAGGUGGGCCAAGGGGCUGGACACGGGAAAGUACAAACAGCUGGUAGCGGAGGCCGUGGUGCAGCGCCUCACGCCAAUCAGGGAGGAGAUUGAGAGGCUGAGGGGGGACAGGGGGCACCUGGAGAGGCUUCUGGCCCACGGAGCCCACAGGGCCAGGGAACUGGCUGCACCUGUCCUCAAGGAGGUCCGCCACCGAGUAGGCUUCUGCUGAGGGGAAAAGGAGGUCAAAAAUUGCCCAUUGUUUUCUAUGAUUUGUCAAUUAAUUAAUUGAAUUUUAAUUUACUUCUGAAUUAACUGAAUUGAUCCCAAUCCAGAAAGGCGGGUUGAGAAAUUUGAAAGACUUGUUGCACAGAUGAAAGUGCGACAGACAGACUGACAAAAGGAACUGGCACUCUGUUUUGUGUGGGGACUGGAAGAUUGGCUAUGGUGAUUGACUAUGUGUUGUCAUUUAUGAGGCUCUGCCUUGUUUCAUAUUGCUGCCAAUGCUUUUUUAUUAUUUAAAGAAUAAAUAUGUACAGUAUGCUCUGUGGGUUUCUCAAGCUCUAUCACACAACCCACACACCUCUUCCCUUCAUGGCCUUCAUCAGACAGUCUGUGGGUAGUGAGUAUGCUAAUGCACUGUCAAUAGGAGGUAUUCUGCCUGUUCAGUUGUGGGCUUUGGUCUACAGAUGGAGAUGGAACAUAGAGAAGAGCUCAGCCUCACUGUGAUACUUGGAUAGACUAACCUGAGAUCCAGACUGCUUAGGAUAAUAUUUUCACCCUCUGUGGUUCAUCCUGAUAUUUUCUCCCACAGUCCUGGUGAUGGAACAGAUCCCUCUGUGGGAGCUGGACUGUGGAAAAUAUGGCUGAAAAUAUAGGCUAUUCAUAUUAGCCAAUGAUAGCCUACAAGGACUAAGGAGUAGGCUACCAAAUUCAAUUUAAGACAUGCAAUAUAUUUGUAUAUUCUUUCAGUAGAGGAUCUUUCAGUAUAAAAUGUAUCAUAUAUUUUAUAAGAUCAUUUGAAUGUAAAUGUAAUCGAAUCUAGCAUGAGUAAAAUAAAAACGGGUUUAUUUGAAUUUCAAACGUUUUUACGAAGGAGGUCGACUUGAUUUAUAUAUUUAAAAACAUAUAUUUUUGCCUACCUCGGCUGAAUCUCCUCUCGGAUUUAUAUUCGAUCCAGACAUCAUCUGUGGCCGAAAUAUGUCCUGGUUUGUAGGCCUAUCCUAUAGUAGUGUUAAAUGGAGUGUAUGCCCAAUUUGUCCAUAUGAAAAGCUGCAUUGUAUCUCAAUGGUAUAGGCGCUUCCAUCAGAGCAUAGGCUACAAACUCGUCUGAAAAUAGCAGCUGAAAUACUCGGAAAGGACUGAAAGGCAUUUUCAUUGGCAACACAUGUAGCCGGACUCAGGCUACUUUAUGAAGUGUUAGAUGAAUUUAAUUAAAAUAGAAAACAGUAACGGAGGCAAAUGCACUUUCAAAAGUUUAUGAAAUGUAUUUCAUAUUCAUCUUAUUUGACACAAAAAACAAACAUUGAAGUUUUUGUAUUCAUGUUUUACUUUUUUUUAACUUUUGUACUAGUAAGCUAAUUGAUUUAGGCUACUCAGAAGUUAGAAAUAACAAUGUACCCCUUCACUAAUAAUGUUUUAGUACUUAGUAUGUAAUGAAUUAAUCUCAGAAAUGCAUUAGCCAAAGUUUGGUUAGGCUAUUGAUAGGCCUAUUUAAAUCUUGCCCAAUUGUGUUUUUCAGAGCAACCAAUCAUGUCCAGAAACAUAAAAUAGACUGUCAUUAUUAAAUCUCUGCUUGAUUAUUAAAUCUGCUUGAUUUAGCAUUUGUUAUAUUUGGCAUUUUUAUACAUAUUCUGUAUUUCCAUUGAAGAAAGCAAUAAUUAAUAAACACACUACUGUAAAUAAAUGGACACUAACUGUUAUAAAACUUAAAUAAAUGGUGAGAAAUGUUC